This is a messenger RNA of Paramacrobiotus metropolitanus, 650 nucleotides long. RefSeq lists its product as uncharacterized. The transcript has 3 exons. The record is from RefSeq and is a predicted model, not a curated record. The coding region runs from base 33 to 596 and encodes 187 amino acids. Lineage: Eukaryota; Metazoa; Tardigrada; Eutardigrada; Parachela; Macrobiotidae.
GCAAAUGUAUCAAACAAGAUCACAGUGCUAAAAUGGAUCUUCAAAAUAUUAUGACCGCGCACGAUGCCCUGUGCGAUAUAGUGUUGACGUACGAUCGCUGCAUAAAUCUGAUCUCCAUGUUGGCAUAUCUGGAGCGGUUAUCACGCAUUCUUUUUGGGAUUAAUCAAUGCUGUAAGCUGUAUCUGAACGGAGGCCCCGUGCCGUGGCCGGCAAUGGCAUCUCUGGUUGCCGUCACCAUAACUAUGGUGGUCAACACUGUUAAUCUUGUACUUGCAACGGAAGCGGAAGCCGGCAUCCAAGAUUACAUGGCAAAAUUAUUAACUGAGAAUGUGCUGAAGGAAAACGAUAUGAUGAUGAUGGAUGCGCACCAUAAACGGGUGUCGGCCAAAAAAGCCGGUAUAACGCUGGCGAAAGUGGUGGUGAACCGCGAGUUUGCAAUUACGGUUGUUGGAGGUGUCAUCAGUUACACGCUGGUUUUCUCGGAAAUGUAUGAGAGAGCUUCAUCCAACGAGCGUUCAGAUGCCGCCAGUGAUUCCAAGAAUUUCUUAACUGCAGACAUGCUGAAGAUAUUUUGCCGAAAUGCAUCGCUUCCUUAAUCGCUUUCAUGCGGUCCCGUUACCGUAAUUAUCAGCUGUGCUGUGGUCGUUUUC